AUGGAGAAAUCCACGUAUAAAGCACAAGACAUUGCUACUUGUCAAUUCUGCGACGGUAUUGGUAAAUCGAAAUGUUUACAUUGUAAUAUUACAUUAUGUGAUGGAUGUCAGAAUAAUUUUCAUAGAAAGAUCAGAUCUUCUGGUGAACAUAAGGUUAUUGACUUGAAGGAGUUAUAUACAGUGGAUGGCAAUGAAGUAGCCCGGAUAAUCGAUAUCAUAAAUAUAGAGUGUGCCAACCACAAGUCGGAUAAGAAAGCGGUAGUUUUUUGCAGAGGUUGUAAAAUAUUUGUAUGCUUCAAAUGCUUUCUCCAGGAGCACAAGAGUCAUGAUGCUGCUGAGAUAAAAGACGUUUAUAGAGAGAAGAAACAUUUUUUGGAACAACAAUACUUGGCAGUAGAGCAAGAUUUACACAUCUUUAGCACAAACAGACAUCAACUCGAAAAGAUGAAAAAAGAGAGAGAUUCUCAGUUGGAAGAUGUACGCAUGAAAAUUGAACAAAAGAGAGAUGCAAUGACAUCGAAAAUUGAGAAACACGCUACAGAACUAGUAGAGGAAGCAAAUAAAAUGUGGGAACCUCAAGAAGUAAUUCUUACAAAACAACAGAAAAAAAAUACAGAAAUUGAGAUUGACUUAUCACAAAGAAAAGAAGUAAUUGAAAACGCGCUUCUUUCUCAAACUGCUUUGUCAAUAUUUACUGCCAGUGACGAAAUCCACGCAAAAGAACCUUUGCCAAAAAACCAAGAUGAUCCAGUUUAUUUUAAUCAAAUGAUGUGGACCGAAAACAAGCCGAUAUAUGCUGAUAUUGCAAUGGGACUGGUAGUUAAAAUCCCAGAACUGAAGACGACUAAGACCCUAACUUCAGACGUAAAAGGUAUCGUAAGAUUGGAUUAUUUUAACAAUGAAAUGAGAGUUUUGUUUUGUCCAGAUAAACAAUGUUUAAAAACUUUUACAAUCCAAGACGGUCUUAUGUCAUCCGAAAUGCUAAUUCAAAAUGUAAAAGUUCUAGGUGUGACACAUUUUAACAACAAUAAACUUCUUAUUUCUAGCGUUGGUAGCAGUAAAAUAGAGAUAGUACAUAUCGAUGGCAAUAUUGAAACAUUUACGUCUAUUCCACCUUUUUAUAUCAGAGGAAUUUACACAACAGAGAAAAACGUUAUGAUAGGUUUUAUGGACAAGGGCACACCGCUUCAACUCACAGAAGACAGUCGAAGGGGAAUUAUGAUACUAGACAUGAAAGGCACACUCAUGAGAAUGGUGGAAUAUGAUGUUGACAAUAAAAGAUUAUUUUCUGUCCCAGCUGUGAUUAAGUCAAAUAUCAAUGGUGAUAUAUGUGUAGUUGACACCAUACAUUUCUUUUAUAAAGGAAGGGUAGUAGUUUUAGGAGCAUGGGGUAACCUGAAAUGGAUAUAUAAUGGGCAUCCUAGUAUAAACGGUUGCAAUGAAACGUCAACUUUUACUCCCUCAGAUAUCGCGACAACAACAACCGGGUUCGUGUUAGUGACCGACUUUAAAAAUGAUACAAUACAUGUACUAUCGAUAAACGGAGACUUUUUGUCACAUUUCUCCGAGAAAGACGUUGUUGCACGCCCAUUAAGUUUGUACAUUGAUAACGAAGAUAAUAUUCUGAUUGGCUGUUCCGGAAGUGACGAGGGGCUAGCAAAAUUACACGUUGCUACAUUUUUGCAAUAA
This is a messenger RNA of Mytilus trossulus (common blue mussel), 1689 nucleotides long. RefSeq lists its product as uncharacterized. Bases 1 to 1689 code for a protein of 562 amino acids. The record is from RefSeq and is a predicted model, not a curated record. NCBI's taxonomy places the organism in Eukaryota, Metazoa, Mollusca, Bivalvia, Mytilida, Mytilidae. The transcript has a single exon. Gene Ontology annotation, molecular function: zinc ion binding.